Molecule: messenger RNA, 1149 nt
Organism: Candidozyma auris
Lineage: Eukaryota; Fungi; Ascomycota; Pichiomycetes; Serinales; Metschnikowiaceae
Gene: ZCF23
Product: Zcf23p
Exons: 1
Coding region: 1-1149 (382 amino acids)
Biological process (GO): cellular response to starvation
Cellular component (GO): nucleus
Molecular function (GO): DNA-binding transcription factor activity; RNA polymerase II transcription regulatory region sequence-specific DNA binding
Source: RefSeq, a predicted model, not a curated record
AUGACUCAGCACGAGGCAGAAAAUCAUCCUCAGACGGGGCUACCGCAGCAAAACUUGAAGCUCGAGCCUCCUUCAGGCGGCCCCGAUCUUUCAGCGUCGUCGUUUUCCAUGAGCCUUGCUGAGAGCAUCGAGUCUGCUCUAGGGAAAGACUCGAGCGGGCUGACUCCUUCGACCAACCAGAACUUCAACUCCAACUUCUUGAACCAAGAGUACAUGAUGCUCGGGGACUUGAUCUCCAAGCCGCUGCUGCCGCUGCCGUCGUUCGACAACUUGAAUAUUCCUCCCCAUAUGGUAUCGCCCAAUAACAUGCUAAGUGAUCACGAUACAGAUAGAGAGAGCCGGCCCUUCAUUGCCUUGGAUAACAGAGACGAAGAACUGGGGCUGGAUUUCCUGUUUCAGUUUGCUAAAGCUGCCGACGCCCAGUAUGUGCUGCCGUUGCUCUCCCACCACAUAUACCAGACUGUGCAAGAUAUCUACUCCAACAAGAUCAUCGGGUUCGACUACCCGCUGUCGUACCACUCGCUCACGUUUUUCUUGAAGAAGCGGUUUGCUUUGAACAACGAGCACCUGCUGCCUGAGGAGAACGCAAGAAAGAGAAACAACCUACUCAUCAUUCUCAAACUCAUUGCAUCGUACCGCCCCACAUUUAUCAGCGCCCACAAGUCGCUUUUUAAGCCGUUCGAUUUCCAGUUUCUCGAGAUGUCUUUCCAAAGAUGCCUCUUGGACUACGAGAACCUCUCGAAGCUCAACGCUUCUCCUACUAUCAUAUGGCGCCGCACAGGCGAGAUUGUCAGCAUCCUGAACGACUUGGUUAAUUUGCUUGGGCUCAGCUCGUCCGACAUUUUGUCCAAACGUACCUUCAUCAUCGAGCUCAUGUACGACGACGAGUCCAUUGUCGAGUACUUUCGCUUGUUCAAAUCUGUAGCUGUGGGCAACCUCCACCUGACAAUCGUGACUCGGUGCAAGCUAAUCAAGAGGUCUACCGACCACGAGAGAAUCACCAGAACAAAUACACGAAUACGAGACUGCGACUAUAUCGAGUUUUGCUCGGCGUGGACAGUCAAGCGAGAUCUUUUCGACAUCCCCAUGAUGAUUGUGGGCCAGUUUCUUCCCGUGUUGCCCACCAGCGACAGCAUACGAACCUACUAA